CCCAAAAUGUGCAAUUGUAUCCCACUGAAUCAAUAGUAAAAGAGGGAGAUACGCUGACUUUAUCAUGUAGGGGAGAAUCUAAUCCAAGUCCAAGCAUCAGAUGGGAGAAACUGGGCUCUGAACACCAGGAUAACUGGAACAUUUCCACAUCCAAGGGACAAUCAAUGCUGACCAUUCCAAACAUCACUUCCAGAGAACAUGGCACCUAUGUAUGCAUUAUAGAAAAUGAAAUAAACAGAACAGAGCUAUAUGGGUUUUUCACAGUGUUAUAUGGUCCCCAAAACAUGCAAUUGUAUCCCACUGAAUCAAAAGUAAAAGAGGGUGAUAUGCUGACUUUGUCAUGCAUGGGGGAGUCUAAUCCAAGUCCAAUCAUCAGCUGGAAGAAACUGGGUUCUGACCACCAGGAUAACUGGAAUAUUUCCACAUCCAAUGGACAAUCAGUGCUGUCCAUUCCAAUCAUCACUUCCAGAGAAAGUGGCACCUAUGUAUGCAUUAUAGAAAAUGAAAUAAACAGAACAGAACUAAAUGGAUUAGUAACAGUGUUGUAUGGCCCCCAAAAUGUGCAAUUGUAUCCCACUGAAUCAAUAGUAAAAGAGGGAGAUACGCUGACUUUAUCAUGUAGGGGAGAAUCUAAUCCAAGUCCAAGCAUCAGAUGGGAGAAACUGGGCUCUGAACACCAGGAUAACUGGAACAUUUCCACAUCCAAGGGACAAUCAAUGCUGACCAUUCCAAACAUCACUUCCAGAGAAUAUGGCACCUAUGUAUGCAUUAUAGAAAAUGAAAUUAACAGAACAGAACUAUAUGGGUUUUUCACAGUGUUAUAUGGUCCCCAAAACAUGCAAUUGUAUCCCACUGAAUCAAAAGUAAAAGAGGGUGAUAUGCUGACUUUGUCAUGCAUGGGGGAGUCUAAUCCAAGUCCAAUAAUCAGCUGGAAGAAACUGGGUUCUGACCACCAGGAUAACUGGAAUAUUUCCACAUCCAAUGGACAAUCAGUGCUGUCCAUUCCAAACAUCACUUCCAGAGAAAGUGGCACCUAUGUAUGCAUUAUAGAAAAUGAAAUAAACAGAACAGAACUAAAUGGAUUAGUAACAGUGUUGUCUCACCCGAAAACAUUGUUGGUUCCUGCGGUUUCAGUUCUGGCUGCUAUAACAACACCAGCAUUGGUAUACUUGAUAUAUAUCAUGCGGAGGAAAUUGUGCAAGGAAAAAUCAUACAAACUGCAGUAUGUGUAAUACAACCAAACUUGCCUUCAGAAUUGUGAGAUGAAAAAGGCCUAACAAUGGAAUAUAGACAGGGGGAAAAACUAUAUACUGCACACUGGGUGACUGAGAUUGUCUUCUGUUAUAACACAUCACAUAAACUGAGCCUUGGCAUACAUUGCGUCACAGUCGUAGCAUGGGAUACCUUUCAUUCCAAUGGCCUUCUCUGUGCUACGACAACCCCAAGGUGCUCUGAAUACCAGUCCUGUUCUACUGCAUACAGAAUGAUUUUGGAUGUAGCAAUUCAGUCAGUUUCAAGAAACUGCAUUCUUCUGUUAUUUAAAGCAAAAAAUGUGUGUGUGAGACUAUAUGUUUGUGUUUGUGUAGUAUAUGUGU
Messenger RNA from Protopterus annectens (West African lungfish), 1595 nucleotides. RefSeq names its product contactin-5-like. The record is from RefSeq and is a predicted model, not a curated record. Lineage: Eukaryota; Metazoa; Chordata; Ceratodontiformes; Protopteridae. The coding region runs from base 165 to 1232 and encodes 355 amino acids. The transcript has 5 exons.